Messenger RNA from Coffea arabica (coffee), 829 nucleotides. NCBI's taxonomy places the organism in Eukaryota, Viridiplantae, Streptophyta, Magnoliopsida, Gentianales, Rubiaceae. The record is from RefSeq and is a predicted model, not a curated record.
AGUUUGGUAGUUUUCCAAGUUUUUAACUGAGCUUUGUUGGUAGUUAACUCUGCAGACAAGAUCAGUGGCAAUGAUGAAUCUAAAGUCAGUGAUGAAAGGUUGUGGCUUGAAUUGGGGUUUGGUGAUAAUUCUUCAGAGGAAUUAUUGAGGAAGAUCUGCUUUUAGAGUCACAACUUAGCAAGCUGAAGUUUAGACUUGACAAGGUGCAAUCUCAAGUCUUGGAGAAGUGUCCUAUAUCCCUGAUGUAACUGAAGGCAUGGAUCAGUCUCAUCUCGGGUGUGCAUUUAUAAAGAAUGAAGAUGAAAUAUUGAUAUAUGAUGAGAGGUUGAAACAAGAUAGAAACAAUUUUGAUGAAGUCCAUAUGCAGCCUAUGGAAAAGCCCCAGGUAGCAAAGGACGAGCCGCAUAGCACUGUCACUACAGUUAUUGCUGGACCUGACCAGCAAACAGAUAAUCAACCACCUCCAAAAGUACGGUCCAUUGCCAAGCUUACUGCCACCAAGAGCAGGAGGAAAAAGGGGAGACGGAAGGCUUCCUCUGGGAGGUGGAGCCGCAGAUCCUCCAGUUAGCUCUCACAUUACUACUCUUUUCAAUUGCUAAACCAGGUGGGAGGACGAGGAGUUUAAAAGUCCUGGCAAGUAGUGUACUCUACUGAGGAACUUGUACAUGGAAUUCUAUUAUCGCACUAUAUUUUCCAAGUAUUUCUUUUUUUUUUUUUUUGUAGAGAACCUGUACAUACCUGUUCUUGGAACUAGUUCUGUAUACGUGGAAUUUUCUAUUUUGCAUAAGAUGUGAUUGAGUAGAAAUUAAUAAGAUAGAUGUCCUCCGCG